AGACAAUCCAUCGACUCCCAUCGAGAGACGACGAUGUUGCUGUAUACCAAUACUUACUUGAUCUCAGGAUAAAUGAAAUCACGGGCAAAGAGCAAACGAAGAUCAGGGCCUUCCUGCAACAGGCACCCGGAACUCUGACCGUGAGAAGAGCGAGUGAAAAUCAAACGAGAGCCAAGUAUGGAACGAGGAAUACAGUAAAAUAGGGGCACAGGAAUUGCUAGAAACUGAAAAGCUGCUAGCGAAGACGAGACGGAUGGAAUGGAGAUGAGCAAUAGCUACUGAAGAGGAUGAGAUGGAGAAAUAUGAUGAGAGAGAAGAAGAGGAAAAGAAGAAGAGAAACCGAGGGAACGAAGAACGUUUUUGGACUUUGGGGGACGAGAACCAAUUGGGGAAGGAACAGUUGUUCGAGUCUGGGGAGGAAGGAAGGAAGAAGGAACAGGGGAGGGAAGAUGGGAAGUCGACAAAAGGGGAAAGAAAUCACUGUCUAGUCAUGUGUUGUGAAAGAGUGGGUGUUAUUCAAAGAAUACAUACAAGUCGAUGAGGA
Aspergillus wentii DTO 134E9 is the source of this 544-nucleotide messenger RNA. RefSeq lists its product as uncharacterized. The record is from RefSeq and is a predicted model, not a curated record. NCBI's taxonomy places the organism in Eukaryota, Fungi, Ascomycota, Eurotiomycetes, Eurotiales, Aspergillaceae. The transcript has a single exon. The coding region runs from base 293 to 541 and encodes 82 amino acids.